AGAAAAUUUCGCUUGCUCCUUCGUUGCUUUCUCUAACCUCAGCUCUCAGUCUCGCUGCCGUCGAGCUCGAUUUCUUCGGCGGUAAUGGAGGGGGUUGGGGCGCGGCUGGGGAGGUCGUCAACAAGGUAUGGGCCGGCGACGGUGUUCAGUGGGCCGGUGCGGAAGUGGAAGAAGAAGUGGGUUCCGCUCGCCUCCCCAGCCAGCGCCAACACCGCUAAUAAUAGCAGCAACGGCAAUGGCAACAAUAGCAACAAUCAUUCCCACCUUCUUGUCUAUAAAUGGGCUCCGAUCUCCUCCCAAUCCAACGGGUCCGCCUCCGCCGCCACCACGCCGGCCGCAGAUGAUACGCCCAAGCGGAAGGUUCGCUAUGUCCCGCACAUAAAUAUGCAGGUUUCUAUAGCUGAAGAACAAAAGCAGGAACCAACUUUGAAGAUGGAUGAUGAGAGUAAGACAAAUGAUGGCAAUCCGUCUCUGCAUUCAAGCCAGCCUGAUGGCUCUGAUAGCAAACCUGAUAUGAAUGAUGUUGCAAUGGAAGAUGUUCAGGCUUCAGAGAAGGAUCAGUCAUCCACUGAAGAGGUGAAGGAAACCAAUUUAGAUUUAAGUUUGGGUUUGAAAGCUCAUGAUGGUGAUCGUGGUAGUGGCACGAAAAUUGCUGAGCAAAGUGAUGGUAGUGGACGUGCAGAGAGAAUGAGCUCUGGGGAGGAUGUACAAAUGAGGCCUGCAACAAAUUCUGAGAGUGACAAUAGAUUGAAAAGGAAGGCUGCUGUGCCUGACCUUGAGAUGAGAGUGUAAGGUGAUGGUUGAAGGGUUAAAUAGCUUCUCAUGUACUUGUAUUCUUUGAUGUGCGCUGUAUGAUGGAGCAAGCUUUAUUUCCCCUCAUUCACAUAAGCGUGCGUGCAGCCAUGGAAGAUUUCAUUUUCUUGAUUUUAGAAACCAGGCUUACCAAAACUUGACUAACUUUGCUGUUUUAACAUGAUAUAUAUGAGCCAUUAAUGAUUUGUAGCAUUUCAUUAACUCCUAGUAAUCUUUACAUUGAUGUUAUUUUCACAACUCUAAUUAUGAUGUCUUCCGCUGAUAUUGUAUCUUAUGGAGCUUUUGACUGUUUUGACAAGUGAAAGUUGAAUGGAAAAUACCUUUCUUAGUUUGUUUACAUA
Molecule: messenger RNA, 1154 nt
Organism: Dioscorea cayenensis subsp. rotundata (Guinea yam)
Lineage: Eukaryota; Viridiplantae; Streptophyta; Magnoliopsida; Dioscoreales; Dioscoreaceae
Product: dentin sialophosphoprotein-like
Exons: 4
Coding region: 85-792 (235 amino acids)
Source: RefSeq, a predicted model, not a curated record